Aphis gossypii (cotton aphid) is the source of this 1433-nucleotide messenger RNA. Its product is annotated as leucine carboxyl methyltransferase 1. Bases 356 to 1288 code for a protein of 310 amino acids. The transcript is spliced from 5 exons. Gene Ontology annotation, cellular component: cytosol. The record is from RefSeq and is a predicted model, not a curated record. Lineage: Eukaryota; Metazoa; Arthropoda; Insecta; Hemiptera; Aphididae. Gene Ontology annotation, biological process: C-terminal protein methylation. Gene Ontology annotation, molecular function: protein C-terminal leucine carboxyl O-methyltransferase activity.
AAAGUAUUAGAGAAUGCAACAUUUGUCAUUUACUGAGGAGUAUGGACUGUGGAGCUUUCAAGUUUUAGCGUACUUUGUAGUCGUAUAGAAUAAUAUAGAUUUAAUUGGAAUAUUAUAGUGUCUGCGUGUUACUCAGAUUCAAUUAUCUAUAAAAUUUGAUUCAAUUUUCAAUGAUCCUUACUUUUUAGGUUUUUACAACACAAUUGUAAUAAUUUAUGAUAUUUAUUAGAUAGAUUCCGAAGUCAUUUUUCGACGACGAGCUUGUAUACCAUUGCUGGUGUUGCAGAAUAAUGAAAUUUAAGUUCCAUUAAAAUAACCAAAUUAAUAAACUGUAACUCAUUACCAGAGUUAAAUUAUGUCUUUCGAUGAUGGGGUACAAGCAACCAACUGUGACGCAACAAAGUGCAAGUAUUCAGCUGUGAAGAUGGGCUAUUGGCAAGAUGAUUUUAUACAGUAUUUUGUUACUGGCUAUGAACGUAAAACACCAGAGAUUAAUCGAGGAUAUUAUGCACGUACCAAAGGUGUCGCCAUGUUUAUGGACAAAUUUCUCAAGAAAACUGGGUCAAAUUGUCAAAUCAUAAACCUUGGUGCUGGGUUUGACACUCUAUACUGGAGAUUGAAAAAUAGUGGAAUAACCGUUAAUAAUUAUAUUGAAAUAGACUUUGCUUCAGUUACGUCCAAAAAAUGUUUUUUAAUCAAAAAGAGUAAAAUUUUAUUACAGACCAUUAGCCAACAAGAGGAUGAAGUCAAAAUCAUAGGACCAGAUUUACAUGCACCUGAUUACCAUAUAAUCGGCACAGAUCUUCGAAAUCUGACAGAACUAGAUAAGAAAUUAACUCAAAGCGGCAUCAAUUUUGAUGUACCAACAAUGUUUUUAACUGAAUGUGUUCUUGUCUAUAUGGAGCCAGAAAGUUCAUCAAUGUUGUUGCACUGGAUUGCUAAGAAAUUUAAUGACAUUUUUUUUAUUAAUUAUGAACAAGUGAACAUGAAUGAUAAUUUUGGACGUAUAAUGCUCGAUAACUUACGCAGUAGAGGGUGUCAGUUAGCUGGUGUUGAUGCAUGUUUAAGCCCCCAAACGCAGAUGGAUAGGUUUGUAAGAGUCGGUUGGGAUAGUGCCAGAAGUUGGAAUAUGAUAAAUGUAUAUGAAUACUUGCCCGAAGAAGAUAGAUAUCGUAUGGAAAGAUUAGAAAUGCUAGAUGAACUAGAACUACUCCAACAAUUGUUACAACACUAUUGUAUUACAAUAGCUUGGAAAGGCAUAACCAUGGCAGACGUUGAUCAUUUAUAGCAGUUACAGCGGCAGGUUAUGAAUGACAUGGCUCAUAACCUGCACAUAGGAUGUUGAACAAAAUUACAUCCAUUUUUAAAUUACAUCUCAUCAUUGUCUUGUUUUUUUUAAUUCAUCUCAUUAAAUAAUAUUAUGAUUUAUGUUA